Messenger RNA from Melospiza georgiana, 915 nucleotides. RefSeq names its product Src homology 2 domain containing transforming protein D (gene SHD). NCBI's taxonomy places the organism in Eukaryota, Metazoa, Chordata, Aves, Passeriformes, Passerellidae. The record is from RefSeq and is a predicted model, not a curated record. The coding region runs from base 1 to 915 and encodes 304 amino acids. Gene Ontology annotation, molecular function: phosphotyrosine residue binding. The transcript has 6 exons.
AUGGCCAAGUGGCUCCGGGAGUACCUGGGCCGGGGGGCCCGGCGCUCCCCGCCGCGCCCGCCCCAGCCCGACUACAGCGGGCCCGGGGGCCCCCCCGGUACCGCCGCCGCCUCCCCGCGCCACCGCCUCGUGCGGGUGGGGGGCGCGGGCCCGGGGGGCGGCCCCCGCCGCCUGCAGCAGGGCCCAGGUGAGAGCGAGUACUCGGAGCCCUUCGAGGGCGAGCAGGACCCGGCGCCCGAGGGCGGCUGCGACGAGGAGGCCACAGGGUGCCCGCGGCAGGGCGAGGCCCGGCGGGUGCGGCCGCGCCGGGGUGCCCAGCUGUACGACACCCCCUCCGAGGAGUGGGACACGGCCGGGGACGGCCCGGGGGCACCCCCGGCCCGCCAGAGCCGCCUCCCCCGCGACGACGAGCGCCCGGCCGACGAGUACGACCAGCCCUGGGAGUGGAAGAAGGAUCACAUCUCACGGGCGUUCGCAGUGCAGUUUGAGAGCCCCGAGCGCUCCCCCAGCCUGUCCCGGGCACUGCCCCGCUCCCCCCGCGGCCCCCGGCCCGCCUGCCCCCCCAGCCCCGGGCACGUGGACACCUCGCUGCCCCUGGAGAAGCAGGCCUGGUACCACGGCGCCAUCGGGCGGGCGGGCGCAGAGACGCUGCUGGCGCUGUGCCGCGAGGGCAGCUUCCUGGUGCGCGACUGCGAGACCAGCCCCGAGGACUACUCGCUGUCCCUCAGGAGCAGCCAGGGUUUCGUGCACGUGAAGCUGACGCGGACCCGGGAGCAGCACUUCACGCUGGGCCGGGCCGGGGCCGCCUUCCCGUCGGUGCCGGCGGCCGUGGGGCACUACACGGCGCGGGCGCUGCCCGUGCGCGGUGCCCGCCACCUGUCCCUGCUCUACCCCGUGGCCGUGCAGCCCCUGUGA